This is a messenger RNA of Diospyros lotus (date-plum), 2198 nucleotides long. Its product is annotated as pentatricopeptide repeat-containing protein At2g13600-like. Lineage: Eukaryota; Viridiplantae; Streptophyta; Magnoliopsida; Ericales; Ebenaceae. Gene Ontology annotation, molecular function: RNA binding; protein binding. Gene Ontology annotation, biological process: RNA modification. Bases 255 to 2081 code for a protein of 608 amino acids. The record is from RefSeq and is a predicted model, not a curated record. The transcript has a single exon.
AAGCUUAUAAGAGGCGUCCUUUAAAGCUUGAUGUGUUUUUGGAUUGGUAUCUUGCCUAUUUUGACUAUUGUCAUCAAGCAGAUUAACAGGUUGUGCAGGUUAUUCUUGCGGAAUGGCAAGAUGCCUCUUGUGGCCUAGAAGGAUGUGUGCUUACCUACUAAGGAAAGUGGCUUGGGCCUUAAAGACUUAAGGAGUUGGAAUUUGAGUCUCUUGGUGAGAACCUUAUGGGACUUCCAUUGUAAGAAGGAUUCCUUAUGGGUGAAGUGGGUGCAUCAAGAAUACUUAGAAUCAGGACGCUACCUACUUCAGCCGCAGCUACAGCUACUCUAUCUCGUGGGUUGCUGUAUUUUCUUCUCUGGGGCUCGAGAUCCAUAUGCUCGUCGGCAAAGUCUUCGGUCGACCAUUGCUCUCUUCUGUUGCGGCGCUGCGCCGAAGCCUCUUCCUUACGCAAUGGCAAAGCAGUUCAUGCCAAGCUCAUCAGAGCAGACGCACCCCCUACCCUGUUUCUCCACAACCACCUCCUCAACGCCUACAUCAAAUGUGGGGAUAUUCUGAGUGCUAUCCAGCUGUUCGAUGAAAUGCCCGACAAGAACGUGGUCUCCUGGACCUUAGUUAUCAUGGGCUACUUCCAGCACGGCUGUCCUGAGGACGCGCUCUCUCAGUUCAACCGCAUGCGCGGGGAAGGAGUGAAACCCAACGAGUUCACCCUUUCCUGUGCCCUCCAGUUAUGCUCCUUUUCUCAGGCUUCCUGUCUUGCCUCCCAACAAAUCUACUCCCUGAUUGUCCGCUCUGGAUUUGAAUCCAACGUUUUCCUGUUGAAUGCAUUCUUGGCGGCUCUGAUACGGCAUGGUAAAUUGGCAGAUGCAUCGGAAGCGUUUGACGAGUGUUUGUAUAAGGAUACUGUGUCCUGGAACACCAUGAUGGCUGGCUACUUGCAACUUUCUAACUCGGAACUUCCGGGUCUCUGGUGUAGGAUGAACCAAGAGGGAGUCAAGCCCGAUAACUUCACCUUUGCAAGCGUUCUCACUGGAUUGGCGGCUCUUUCUGAACUUAAAUUGGGUGUGCAAGUCCAUGCUCGACUGGUGAAGUCUGGUCAUGGGAGUGAGAUGUGUGUGGGAAACUCUUUGGUAGAUAUGUAUUUGAAAAAUCAGAGUUACAAUGAUGGUUACAGAACAUUUGAAGAAAUUCCUUCAAAAGAUGUCUGGUCCUGGACUCAGAUGGCUACAGGGUGCAUAAACUGUGGGAAACCCAUGGAAGCACUUGAAGUUAUUGGAGAAAUGAGAAAGAUAGGGAUGAAGCCAAACAAAUUCACCCUCGCCACUGCCCUCAAUGCUUGUGCCAGCUUAGCAUCUUUACAGGAAGGGGAGAAAGUUCAUGGCUGGAGAAUCAAACUUGGUGAUGACAUUGAUAUUUGUGUGGAUAACGCUCUACUUGACAUGUACGUGAAAUGCGGAUGCAUGAAUGGUGCAUUGGCCAUUUUUCGAUCAAUGGAUGACCGAUCUGUUGUGACAUGGACGUCAAUGAUAAUGGGUUAUGCACAAAAUGGAUAUGCCGAGAAAGCUCUUGAGAUUUUUGAAGAGAUGACGCUGGAGGGCACGCAACCCAAUUAUGUUACGUUUAUCUCUGUGCUUUAUGCAUGUAGCCAAGGAGGCUUUGUUGAUGAAGGGUUAAAAUAUUUCUGCUCCAUGACUCAAGACUAUGGACUCUUACCGGGAGAAGAUCACUAUGCGUGUAUGGUAGACCUCCUUGGGCGGGCAGGGCGUGUCACAGAAGCUGAAGAAUUAAUCUUAAGAAUGCCAUUUCAAGCAGGUUUGUUGGUAUGGAAGACUUUGCUCGGUGCUUGCUGGGUUCACGGGGAUACUGUAACUGCCUUCCGAGCUGCAAAGCAUGCAUUAGAUCUUGACAACAAAGAUCCUUUGACUUAUGUGUUAGUAUCCAACACGCUUGCCGGUUUGAGCAACUGGGAUGGCGUGGGUUCGAUGAGAAAACUAAUGGAAGCUAGGGAUUUAAAGAAAAUGCCUGCUUCCAGUUGGAUUGAAGUAGACAGAGAUCGAUCACAUGCAGCUGUGGCAGAUGGAUGAUGAUAAAUUCGUAUAAAAAUCAUACUUCUAUUUUUUUUUUUUUUUUUUUCACAUUUUGAUCUUCAUUGUAUGACUUGAUCAUUUUGCUGUUUAAAUCAUAUAAAGUUUUACCCAUCU